UGGAUCUGAUAAGACAAUGACCAUUUCUGGGACUACACUCAUGAGUGAACAUCAUAAAAGCACAACUAACUGACAUACACAACCAAAUUAUAGAUAAACAGAAUAUAGACACAAAAUAUGGUGGUGAAGGUGUACGGUCCAACCUAUGCAUGCCCCAAGAGAGUGCUGGUGUGUCUGAUUGAGAAGGAGAUUGAGUUUGAAACAGUGCAUGUUGAUCUCUUCAAGGGAGAGGCUAAGGAACCUGAGUUCCUUAAGCUGCAGCCAUUUGGAUUGCUUCCUGUUAUUCAAGAUGGAGAUUAUACUCUCUCUGAAUCUCGUGCAAUAAUAAGAUACUAUGCAGAGAAGUAUAAAGACCAAGGCACAGACUUGUUGGGAAAGACAAUAGAGGAAAGGGGUCUAGUGGAACAAUGGCUUGAAGUGGAGGCUCAUAACUUUCACCCACCACUCUUCGACUUGGUUAUUAAUGUUCUGUUUGCCCCAUUAAUGGGUGCUCCUUCAGACCCAAAAGUGAUAGAAGAGAGUGAUAAAAAGAUUGAGAAGGUGCUGGAUGUUUAUGAGGAGAGGCUGUCAAAGAGCAAGUACUUGGCUGGUGAUUUCUUCUGCCUUGCUGAUCUUAGCCACCUACCAGCUGGUCAUUAUUUGGUGAACCAAACUGGGAGAGGGAAUUUGGUUAGAGAGAGGAAGCAUGUGAGUGCUUGGUGGGAUGAUAUUAGUAAUAGACCAUCUUGGCAUAAGGUUCUUCAGCUAUAUAAAUACCCUGUCUAGAUGCUUAAUUAGUUGUACCCCAACAUUCCAAGAUGGUUUGAGGGAUGUGCCUUCAGUGUUGUCCACUACCUGCUUGAAAAUAAAAUGGAGGCUGUCUGCAAGAUGUGGACCUGUGGUUUGUUUUUGGAUCUAUUCCUGUUCCUGAAUAAUAACAUUGGAUGGUCAAAAACACAGAAUUAAGAGUAUGGAGAAUUAUAAUUAGUUGUUAGGUCCAUUUCUUGCAAUCUUAGAGCCAAGUAAUAAUAAAGAUCAGUAUUUAAAUCUUCUAA
Molecule: messenger RNA, 1034 nt
Organism: Glycine soja
Lineage: Eukaryota; Viridiplantae; Streptophyta; Magnoliopsida; Fabales; Fabaceae
Product: glutathione S-transferase F10-like
Exons: 3
Coding region: 118-765 (215 amino acids)
Cellular component (GO): cytoplasm
Molecular function (GO): glutathione binding; glutathione transferase activity
Source: RefSeq, a predicted model, not a curated record